Messenger RNA from Pectinophora gossypiella (pink bollworm), 457 nucleotides. It is a transcript of the gene Tfb5, whose product is annotated as general transcription factor IIH subunit 5. The transcript has 3 exons. NCBI's taxonomy places the organism in Eukaryota, Metazoa, Arthropoda, Insecta, Lepidoptera, Gelechiidae. Gene Ontology annotation, cellular component: transcription factor TFIIH holo complex; transcription factor TFIIH core complex. The record is from RefSeq and is a predicted model, not a curated record. Gene Ontology annotation, biological process: transcription by RNA polymerase II; nucleotide-excision repair; nucleotide-excision repair, preincision complex assembly. The coding region runs from base 158 to 379 and encodes 73 amino acids.
AAACGUCAGGCAAGAACAAAGCUUGUUGUUGGCUUGUUGUUAGUUCGUUUUCGCAUUUGUUCUACAGUUUCUAUUAAAUAAUAAACAUACUUUACUGCGAUUAACUCUAAUUUAAUACGAAAUUCUAUAAAACAUAGGGCAUCCAUAAAAAUGAACCAUGGUGAAUGUUAUGAAAGGCGUUCUUGUUGAAUGCGACCCGGCUAUGAAACAGUUCCUCCUACACUUGGACGAGACUCUUGCACUAGGCAGGAAGUUUAUACUGCAAGACUUGGAUGAAACACACCUGUUUAUAUCUGUUGAUAUUGUGGAGACUUUACAGGCAAGGGUGGACAUAUUAAUGGACCAGCUCAGUAUACCAGUACACGACAAGGGACUGUAAAUACACAAGAUGUCUACAAGAGAGUCCGGACGAGUCAAGGAGGCUGACAAACGGAGAGUCCUAGACGAUGCAGCUAGG